Messenger RNA from Paramecium tetraurelia, 8856 nucleotides. RefSeq lists its product as uncharacterized. Lineage: Eukaryota; Ciliophora; Oligohymenophorea; Peniculida; Parameciidae. The transcript is spliced from 9 exons. Gene Ontology annotation, molecular function: protein binding. The record is from RefSeq and is a predicted model, not a curated record.
AUGAAAUCAUUUAAUUCAUUUCUGAAAUUACUUCACAUCUAAUGGGAAUAAAUAUGUAGUGAUGAUAUUUCAGAUUCAGUAAGAGAUAAACUCAAAUCAUCUCUAUAAAAUCAAACUAUAUUAGAAUCGAGGUUCAUUUCGUUAUCCAAAACAAAAAGUGAGAAUCCAUAAGAAUAUGAAAGCUUUUUCGCUUAAGAGAGAGACUCCCCAUUCUUUUCAACUUAUUUGCUCAUCUGCACUGUUAUCAAAGAAUACUAUUCAUAAACUGAUAACAUGUUGAGUGAAUUGUCACCUAGUCUAUUAAGCUCUAGUUCAACUUAAUAAUAAAUAACUAUAGAAUCAAUCAUAGACUGUAUGGAUAAUCUACUUUAUGAGUAUGAAAAAUUAACAGAGAUCAAUUUAAUUGUUAAAUCAGUCAUAUUCGAAGUAUUUUAUUAGGUUGGAGGAAAUGUCACAAUCUUUGUAAAGAAUUUAAUGCUUAAUAAUGAUUAGCAACAUUUGCCUUAAAAAUACGUAAAGGCAUUCAUUAAUUUAUAAAAACUUUUAAAAUUGAAUAUCUCUCUAAAUUUCAAAGAAAAACAAAAGAUACUGCCUUUUAUUUAUUAAAUGUUAUUAGGAAAUGCUCUAUAUUUUGCCUAUUUAGAUGAAAUCGAAUAUUAGAAUUUCAUGGAUAUUUUUUCAUUAUUUUAAUAAUGUUUUUUAGAAAAUUACAAACAAUUACAAGAGUUAAGUGAUAUUGAACAAUUUUAGGAGGUACCAUUUUGUUAAGUUUAUUCAUAAUGUUUAAAAUAGAAAUAUCAAUAAUAGUAAUAUUCUUAAUUUUUACAAUCUAAUGUUACUAGAUGGAUUGAUUAGAUCAAGGAGUUUAAUGAUAUCAAUUAUUAUUUGAUUUUUGUUUAUUUGAUUUAAGCAACAGAGUUUGUUGAUAUCAUCAAUUUUGAUAUUGAAAUAAUUAAAAUAAGAAAUCUAUAAAUUAUAAAUUUAGUAAAGUAAAAGAAUAAUAGAGUUGUUGGUCAUCUAUUUAAUCAAAUAUUAUAGAAUCCUUAAUUAUAAAGUCAUAUGUAAUAUUUUGAUGAAAUAUUUUAACAUUAGAAUCAUGAAACUAAAUUAAUCUAUUUUAAAUUAAUUGGAGAACAACUAUUAUAGAUAAACAACACCUAAAUUAUAGACUAGUAUCUUUGCGUUCACCUAAAUGGAUUAAAAGAGUUUAUUAAUGUCAACAAUCUAAGUACCCAACAACUUAUUCAAUUUAUAACAUAUUUAUGUAGAUAUUACAAUCAGUUUAACUAAAAUUAAAAACGAGAAUUCGAUUCUUUGAUUAUUUAGUUUUAUUCUUAAGAAAUCAAGGAUGAAUAAUAUUACAAGAAGUUUGAUUAAAAAAUCUUACAGUUGCUAGAAGAUGAAUAAAUUUAUUAAUAAAUUAUCGAUAUUGCGAUUAAAAAUUCCUCAAGAAGCAAACAACAUAGUUAUGGUUUCUUGGUUUUCAUUUAAGAUUCCAUCUCAAUCAAUUCUGAAAGCCUACCCCAUAUUCUCAAAUUUAUCCACUUUUUAAUGGGUUCUUGUAAGAUAAACAAGAAAAAAUAAAAUAAGAGAAAUAUCAAUUAUAAGAAGGGAAAAGGAACUAGAAUCCUGGAUUUUCUAUUGUCCAAUAUGAGAAUUUUUAUAACAAUAAUAAAAAAUGUUUAUGAUCUUAUGAUCAAGGAAUCUAAUUUUAAUUCUGUCGAAAAAUAACAUUAAUUAUACACCGAAAUCUAUCAUAAAAUCACUUAUAUCAUAUACUUAAUAUAUUGGUUGAUUGAAGAUAAGAGCAUAUUAAAUUCAGGAGGCAUUUAAUAAAUCAGUUUGGAAUUAUGUCAGAUUCAUUAUAAAUUCACAAUCAACUUAAUAGUUAUUCUACAGAAAACCAACAAUCUUUCAUCGAAUACUCUUUACUAAAUAAUUAAUAAUAUCAAUUCUAUUGCUCAUGGAUAUGAUUAUAUCAAUUAUAUUAAAGAGUCUUAUUUUGAUAAAAAUAAUAAUUUAAUAAAUCCCUAAGAUGUAUUUGAAUAAUUAAACGAAAAACGAGUUCAAAUGAAAUUGAUUUUUAACAAAUUCUAUGAAACAAGCUUAAGUAUACUGUUUGAAGUGCCAAAUAUCACAAUAGAUAGGACAUUUUAUUUGCAAAUUUUGAGAUUUCAACUAAAAACCCAGAUCUCCCUUGUGCUUUCGUUUACAGAUUUUUGUCCUAAGUUUAUUUUCUAUUUCAGAAUUGAAAGAGACCCUGAAGUAAUUAGUUUAAUGAAACAAUGUGCAAUCAUUGUGGUUUCAUUGAACUAAGAUCCUUAAAUAAUAAAAUAACUAUUUGAAACACUAAGUUAUCAUUAAUCCACAAUAUUGAUGAAUGAUCUUGAUGAAAUGUAAUUAGAUGUUAAUGAUAAGGAUGAUAUUUAAUAAGCAUAUAGAUUGGCAAACUUAUCACCUUAUCGAAUUCCUUUAUUACUUCAAAGUAGUCUAUUAUUAAGAUUGGUUGAUGAUAAAAAUUAUUACAUUAAAGUUGUUAAGAUAAUUUUGGAGAUUUUUCUAUAGGUUUACUAAUAGUGGCAGGAAAUUUUGUAAUCCCUAUAAAAAUAAUCAAAUCUUUUAUAUUUUUAAGGUGGAUCAUCAUCUAUUCAGGUCAAUUUGAAUCUUGUUAUACCCAUUUAAUUAAUUGAGAUUAGAAUGAAAUUAAGACUUAUCGUCUAGGAAAAUGAAACUCCGAGUAUGUAAUAUUUAGAUAGAAUGAGUUUUGGGUCAUUUUUAGUUAAUUCUGAGUAUGUUGGAAAAUUGAUCAUAUUUACAUUAAUAUUUGCAAAAAACUAAGAAAUUCAAAUAUCAAUUAAUAAAUAGAAAUUUAUCAUCACUUAUAAAUAGGAUGAAUAUGAUUAGGAAGAAGGGAUCUCAAUCAAAUUCGAUUUAUCAUAGUGGUUUAAUUUGAAUUUUUACAUAAAAAAUAAUAAUAACAAUCCAUAAAUGAUACUUGAGAUUAAUGAAACUAAAUAUACUCUGUAAUUCAAAUUACCUCAAAAUCAAAUACUAUAACUUAAUUAAUUCGUUUUGGGAGUUACAUUGAAUUUUGAUAUAGAAUAAUCACAACAAAUGAAUAAAAAACAAAAGUUUUAAACAUAAUUCCUUGAUUCUUUUAUAUUUUUGAAUUAAUCAUUCGAUGGAUAAAUAUCAGAAUUCAAUUUUAUAAUAAAUGACUAAAAAAUUAAGUUUGAACAAUCUAGUAAUACAAAUCUAUAGAAGCAAACUAAAAACUUUAUUAAUUCAGGAGUCAUAAUUGAAGAGGAAAUUGAAUUUGAUGAUAUCUUUUUGAUUACCCCUUGUAGACAAAUUCAACCUAUAAUGUGCAGUCAAAAUGUCUAUAUUUUGGAUAUGAAAAAAGGACUUGAUUUCAUAUAAAAGUCAGGAGGGUACAAUGUCUUUUAUAUGGCAUUGGAUGUAUUAUAUGCUGUAUAUGAAAAUACAAAUCUAAGUGAUUCUGAAGAGAUUUUGAUUUUGAUUUUGAAAUUGUUUGAGGAAGACAUAUAAAGGUAGGCUUCCUAAGUGUCUAGAUUUGUUGAUUCUAGAAAUCUUAAAAUAUUUGAGGAACAUUGCAAAUAAUGGAUUUAAAUAAAUUAACAAGUUUCAGAUUAGUUCAUUAAAUAAUUGUUAUCGAUUUUUUCUAAAAUAGGAGAUGAGAAGACUUCUAUUUAAUAUUUAAUAACUGUUAUAAAGAUAUUAGACAAUAAAAUAACAACUGUUGAAUAGAUGAAAUUGAUAUUCAAGUCAAUAGUAAUUCAAACAUUACUCAAGCCAGAAAAUUUAAAUUAAUUAAUUAGUGUUCAACUAUAUUUUGAAAGCAGAUAAAUAUUUACUUAAGUUUCAUUAACAAAGGCUAAACCUUUCAUCAACCUUGAAUCAAAUAAUUUAUUUUCACAUUCCUUAACUAAAUGCAUCCAAUAUUAAGGAGUUGUGCGAACAAUAGAUUUUCCUCGCCUUUCUGAAUUUUUUAAUUUGCUAUUAAGUUAAGAACAGUUUAAUCUAUUUACUUUAGACAUAUUAUAAAUAAUAGAGGUAUUGAUAGUAGAUUUAAUGAAAUCAAAAAGUAAAUUGAAAUCGGAAGAGGACAAUUUAUUAAACAGUUAUAAAAAGAACAUUGUAUAAAUUUUAGAUAAGUAAAAUAAAUUCCAUACAAUAAAUUAAUAUUUUAUGUAUGAAUCAGAGGUAUUUGACAAAUUAUAUGAAUUAACUUUUUCAAUUUAUGUUUCAAUAGUUUAAAAGCAGAGGGUUAAUUCAAAAAAGGAUACAGAAUUAGGGUCAUUGUAAAUUUAUUAUGAUUAUUUUUCACCUCAAACAUAAACAGAGGUUGGAUACUUUUUUAUUUCAAAAAUAUUAUCAUUAAUAAGUCAAAAUGAGAAGGAUGAGAAUUUAAUUCAUCAACUAUUGAAGUUUUUGAAUUAAUUGUAUGCAAACCAGUAGAUAAAAGAUGCCAUGAAGGAAACCCUGACGAGUUAUUUUUUGGACAUAUUUAAGAGUGUUGUCUUAAGAAAAUAGUAAUCAGAGGUUUUAAUAAUGAAUCUGAUGCAGUUUUCAGAUUUUGCUCUGUUAAUGAAACAUCUAAUGCCUCAUUCUAUAAAUAAGAAGUAAAACUCUUCGGAAUUAUUCACUUAUUUCAUAAUAUAUCUAAUAGAAGUGUAUCCUAAAUGCACAAGUGAGAUUUUAUAUAAAGUUCACAUUGAAAGCAAUUUGUUCAAUAAGGAUAGUUUUAAUUCAUUUCUAUAAGCUAUAUAUCCUAUAAUAAUACAGUUUUAUGCUAUGAAGUAGGUACAGUAAUUUUAAGGACAAGAAGAUGAGAGAAAAUUGAUAAGUAUUAUAACAGCAUAUCUACAUAUUGAAUAAUGCUUUGGAGAGAUAUCAGAUUAGGAAUUUGUGAAUUGGAACCUAUAUUCUUAGAUAAUGGACAAAGGGAUUGAUCUCUUUAAUUAUUUGGAUGUCUUAUUCUAUGAUCGCAAUUUCUACAUGCCUGAAAAUGAUGAUAAUUUUAAUUGGGACACCGUCAAAUAAGAGUUUGAGAAGCAAAGAAAAUAGAGCAAUAGAGUUCUUCCCAAUGGAGGCAUAAAAAGAUUAAUGAGACAAUUGAUAGCACCAUAUGUUAAAGUACCAUAGAUGAAAAAACCAAUAAAAAAUUAUCUGUCUAUCAACAAAAAGAAUUGCUUAGAUGGUAAGAUUGACUAAUAAAGUUGUCUAUUAGUAAAAAAAUUAAUAGAUAAAGAAUUUUCAGCUCCUCUUUUGUAAACUAAGAAAAUCUAAUUAAAAAACUACAAUUAGUUGUUUCAAGAUGCUGGAUUUUAAAGAGUUAAAUAAAAAGAAACAAUAGUAAGGAAAUCAAGAACAAGGAAGCAUUCUAAUUUUUACUAGAGUUUAAUUUAUUACGCUCUUUCCUAAGACAGUUCAUUUGAUGAAACAUAAAUUAAGAAUCUACAAGAAAUAUUUGGGAAGUAUUAAUUGACUAAAUUAUAUGAAUGGAAAAAUGUGAAUCAAAAUUAUGUUGAAUGUUUAAUUUAUUAAUAGGAAGCAUCUUAAGAUUAGAUAUUAAUGGCUUUGAAUUAACUGAAUAAAAUUAGAACAGAAAAUAAAUAGAACAAUUUAAAAUCGUUGCAAAACACGUUUGAUUUAUCAUAGAUUGAUCAAAUCAGAGAGGAUACUGCAUUUGCGAUUCAAUAAAGUAUAUUUAUGGAUUUUCAAAUAUAUUACCAAUUCGUUCAUAAAAUUUGGUUGUUGUUUCCUAAGAUAGCUGAUUUUACUGAGAUGCCAAAGACAUAAAGUAAUCUAUCAGCACAUCACCACUCAUCCUUCUCUGAAAUGAGUAUACCCAUUUUUAGAGAUUCCGCUAAGAAAUACUGGGAUAAAGAGUGUCUUGACUUAAAGUAAAGACAAGGCUUAUGGUUUUUUGUAGAUGACUAUCUCCAAGUUCUCUAUUAAGAACUAAAUAAUUUUAUCUCCCACCAAGAAUUUAAAUUUGAAGUUUUGGAGAAUAUGCAAAUGAAAAUGUAGGUUUGCCAUUUGGAAGAUAUCACCAGAAGAAGACCACAUUUAACUUAAAUAAAAAUGAAAAACUUUUAUAAACCAUACUUAAAGACUAAUAAUUAAGCCAGAAAGAAACUAAUCACUCUUGAGGAAUCAAGCAUAGACAAAAGUAAAUCAAAUAUCAAUACUUCCUUUACAAUCUUAUUGUAAAAAUCGGAUAACAUAGAAGAAUCUUUGAGUCAAAGUUUAAUUAAGAGAGCCAAACGAAGAUCAUCUAUUAGAUCCGAAUAACUAAUAACAAAUUAAGCUAGUGCAAUCAUUUCAAGUUUUAGAAAGGGGUCAUCAGAUAGUAAUUAAUUAGUAACUGCCAAAUAUUUUUGUGAAUAUAUAACUUAAGAAGCAGCCUAUCAAGGAGUGUUGAGAUUUAAUGAUAAGAAUCAAUCUCUUAUAUUCAAAUCAGAAAAAAUUGACAUAAAGGAAUUAUUUACUAGUCCAGAAGUUAAAUAAACAACUGAAGAAAUAUUUCUGGAAAUAUCUCUGUCUCAAAUACUUAGUGUGCAUCCAAAGAGAUUUUUAUUAAAUGAGAUUGCUAUUGAGAUAUUUCUUCAUAGACAGAACUUCUUUUUCAAUUUAUAUAGAUAUGAAAAACAACAAGAAUUAGUGUCAGAAUUAAAGAGAAAGAAAGUCUAAGUAGUUGAUCCAAUUGAAGAAUUUAGGAAGAGGAAUUAUUAAUAGAAUUGGGUUGGAGGAUAGUUAUCCAAUUUCCAAUAUUUAAUGUUAGUCAAUACAUUUUCAGGAAGAACCUAUAAUGAUCUAAGUUAAUACUUCAUAUUUCCUUGGGUCAUUUCAAAUUAUAAAUCAUAACAAAUUGAUUUUGCCUGGAGGAAAUAAGGAAAUUAACUUAGAAAUCUUAAAUUACCAAUGGGUGCAAUAUCAAAGAAAUCUGAAGAUAUCUUAAAAGAUUAUAAGGAGAGAGAUCUGGAUUGUAUUGACGAAAACUUCAUGUAUGGAUCCCAUUAUUCAAAUGCUGCAAUUGUUUUCAACUAUUUAAUAAGAUUAGAGCCUUUUAAUGAACUGCAUUUUUCGUUAUAAAAAAAUAAAUUCGAUGUGGCAGAUCGAUUGUUCUCUAAAAUAGACAUCCUAUGGGAAAACAGUGUAAAAUAAGACAACAAAGAAUUGAUACCAGAAUUUUACUAUAUGCCUGAAUUUCUAAGGAACAUAAACUUCUUCGAUUUUGGGACAUUGCAAUCACAAUCUAGAGUCACUGAUGUAGAAUUACCCAAGUGGGUCAAGACCUAGACAGCUGAAGAGUUUGUGUAUAGGAUGAGAUAAGCAUUGGAAAGUGAUGCAGUAUCGAGUCAAUUGAAUCAUUGGAUUGAUCUGAUAUUUGGAAUCAACAAUAAUGGAUAAAAUGCAGUGGAAAAUGUGAAUGUCUUUCAUUAUUUGACUUAUGAACAAAACCUACAAUUGAUUUUAAAUAAGAAUGAGGACCAUGGAACCAUUCAAUCAUAUUUAACUCAGGUGUAUUACUUUGGUUAAACCCCUAAACAAUUGUUUCAGAAAGCUCAUUAGAAAAAGAAAUAUAGUUUAUCGUUAUACACGAAUUAGAUCCCCUACUUUGGUGAAAAUCCGAAUAAAGCAAAUAAGGGGUUUAUCUAUUAAUCCAAGCUUGAUCUGGACAAAUCAUCAAUACUAGGAUUUUACCCUUAUUCGAAGAAAUGCUUUUAUAUUUUGAAGGCGGAUAAUGACAAAUACAAUCAUCUAACCUUAUUGGAGACUAAACAGUAAGAAGAGGAGGGAUAUUAUUAUUACCAUUGUCAACCAAAAUAGUUGGCGAAGUUGCCUGAGAUAAAAGUGGAUGGAUGCAAUCCUUAGAAUAUGUUUACUUUCAUUUAUGAAUAAGAGCAUUAUUUUGGAGAUGGAUUUGACUCUUAAUUUUAUAGUAUUUACGAGGAGAAACAGAAUUACAAUUUAUAUUUCUGUUUGGUAGGAUUCUUAGAUAAGAGUGUAAAAAUCUAUGACCUAAAGAAUAAGAUGACUGAACUCAGGAUAGAUGUUUCUAUUUCAAAUGCAAAGAGAUAAAAAAGGGCAUCUUGUGUUAGAUACCAUGCUGUAACUAAGAUUUUAGCUGUAGGAUCUUUGGAUGGCUUACUCUAAUUAUUUUAACUCCAAUUCGGAUAAUAAAUUUAAGCUAAGGGAGUCCUCUCAAAGUAAUUAAGGAAUGGAAUUGUGAGUAUCGAUUUAACAGAUUUAAACAUAUUAACAGUAGAUCAAAAGAACAUAGCGAGUUUGUUUACUUUGGAAGGAGACUUAUUACAAACAAUUUAAUUGGAUAACUCAGAUAAAAUUAGUCAAUGUUGCAUCUAGCUUCACUUUCUAGUAUUUAAGAGUUCAAACUCUUAAAUUUCAUUAUACACAAUAAAUGGGAAAUAGUAUUUGCAGACUAUACAAUUAAUGGAUAAGGUUUCCAAGAAUAUCCUGUUCACAACUCCCUUCUCAUCUAAAUUUUUGUUGUAUUCGUCGAAUCAACAAGGGGAUGAAAUAGGGUCUAGAAGCGAUCCUUUUAUUUAUUAUUAUGACAUAUUUGACUUGAAGUUGCAGCAACAACAAUUAGGAAUAUACAUGUCUAGAAGGGGAGCCAAAAGGGGAAGCGGAGUCUAAGCACUUCAUAUUAGCUUUGAUAGAUGUCUCAUUACAGAAUAGAAUGAGAUUAAACACAUCUAUUUGAUUGCCAUAGAUAAUCAGAUCCUGUUCUACUUGGAUGAAUAAUAUGAUUAAAGACUGGUACUCAGAUAAAAAUUGAAGGAAGGAGGACUCUCUAUAAUUUGA